GCACUCUUCUGUGCGGUUCCUGAGAAAGGAUUGGGCUCUCCUGGGCUGCCCCAUAAGAGCUGUCGUUCGCUCAUCUUCUGUCUGUCAGGAUUUUGGUCAGCUGAAAGGGGAGAAGGGCAGAGACCCUAUCAAAGAUAUGCGACUAAGGAUUCCAUGUAACCUUGAACAGAUACCAGGGCCUCCAGACUUCUAUGGGAAAGGCCACAGUUCAGUGGCAUAUCACAUGUUUUGUAUGCAGAAGAUCCCAAAUUCAAUAUGUAGCAUCUCCCUGCAGAGCUGAGAAAGACUCUAGUGCGAAAAACUACGGAGCUGCAAGUCAGUAACCACAAUACUGAGCUGAAUGGACCAAUGGUCUGACUCGUUAAAAGGAAGCUUUCUAUGUUCCACCUUGGGUAAAUAAUAGCCUCAAAGAGAGUCCGAGGCGGCGGCAGCGGCGAAACACAUGGUCUGGCUUCUCAAACUUGCUGAAGGAAGCCCGGCAAGUUUACAAGGCAAGAGACGAAAACAGAGACGCGAAGGGCUCUUAUUGUGGCAGGUCAAAAAACGCUGGAGCUGGCCCAAUAGCUGGGAGAGACACGAGGCCAAAAUGCAAAGACUGGGAAACUCUUUGGAUGAUGCAUUUCUGUAGUAUUUCAUCAACAUUAUAGGAUUGAGAAUGGAUAAGUGUAAACAUGUAGGACGACUUCGGCUUGCCCAAGACCAUUCCAUUGUGAAUCCUCACAAAUGGCAUUGCAUGGUAUGCAAUACUACAGAAUCUGUAUGGGCCUGCCUCAGCUGCUCACAUGUUGCUUGUGGAAGAUACAUUGAAGAACAUGCACUAAAGCACUUUCAGGAAAGCAAUCAUCCAGUGGCAUUGGAAGUGAAUGAGCUGUAUGUUUUCUGCUACCUUUGUGAUGACUAUGUUCUUAAUGAUAAUGCAACUGGUGACUUAAAAUUGUUGCGAAGUACAUUAAGUGCAAUCAAGAGUCAAAAUUAUGACUGUACUACUCGUAGUGGCAGGACUUUGCGAUCAAUGGGCACAAGUGAUGAUAUUUCACAUAAUAACGCUCAAGCUUUGCUUCGUAAUCAAGACCGCAUGUUCACAGCUCUGUGGCACAGGAGGCAUGCAUUAAUGGGCAAAGUGUUUAGAUCUUGGUUUGAACUGACACCAAGUGGGGAAAGGGUUUUAGAAGAAGAGAAGCUAAGAGAAGAAGCAGAAGAAAGAAAAAUCAAUGCUAGGAAGAAAAGAGAAGAACGAAAACGCCAGUUGAAAGAAGAAAUGGAAAAAAUGCCUCCAAGAAAGAGCUUUCGCUUACAAAAUCAGAAUAAAGAAUUCUCAAAUAUAUCACUCUAUGCACUAAAAAUGUCACAGAACUUGGACUCUGCUGUAGAGCUGAAAGUAACAGCUACCUCAGAUGAUGUUAAAUUAAAAAAAAUUAAUGACUCUCCAAUUAAACGAAGGCCUACUGUGACUCCUGGUGUAACAGGAUUACGAAACUUGGGAAAUACAUGCUAUAUGAACUCUGUUCUUCAGGUAUUGAGUCAUUUGCUCAUAUUUCGGGAAUGUUUUUUAAAACUUGAUUUAAACCAAACUCAAGAAUUGUUAGCUGCUGCAGCCAAUGGCAAAACAAGAUCAUCUUCUAAGCAUUCUCCAACUGCUGGCUCUGUUUUUUAUGUGAACAAAAGCCAAUUUAAGGGCAAGGCAUCUUCUGCAAGACGAUCUAGCGCAUCAUCAGGCUUGAGUGGUGGAGCAUCAAAUAGUAGAAAUAUGGAACUUAUUCAGCCUAAGGAACCAAGCUCAAAGUACAUUUCUCUUUGUCAUGAGCUACAUACUUUGUUUCAAGUCAUGUGGUCUGGCAAGUGGGCUUUGGUAUCUCCUUUUGCCAUGCUCCAUUCUGUGUGGAGACUAAUCCCAGCCUUUCGUGGUUAUGCCCAACAAGAUGCUCAGGAAUUUCUUUGUGAACUUUUGGAUAAAGUACAGCAAGAAUUGGAGAUGGCUCGGACAAAAUGCCUAGCCCUCAUUCCUACUUCUCAAAGGAAACUUAUUAAGCAGGUUUUGAACGUUGUCAAUACCAUUUUUCAUGGACAGCUUUUAAGUCAGGUAACUUGUCUUGCAUGUGACAAUAAGUCAAAUACUAUAGAACCCUUUUGGGACCUGUCACUGGAAUUUCCUGAAAGAUACCACUGCAACGGAAAGGAGACAAGCUGUCAGUAUCCAUGCUUGUUAACAGAAAUGUUGGCCAAGUUUACAGAAACGGAAGCAUUGGAAGGAAAGAUAUAUGCCUGCGAUCAGUGCAACACAAAACGAAGAAAGUUUUCUUCUAAGCCCAUUAUACUCACAGAAGCACAGAAGCAACUUAUGGUAUGCCAGCUACCUCAAGUUCUACGGUUACACCUUAAGCGGUUCAGAUGGUCAGGACGUAAUCAUCGUGAGAAGAUUGGUGUACAUGUUAGCUUUGAUCAGAUGCUCAACAUGGAGCCCUACUGCUGCAGAGAUUCUCUCAAGUUCCUUGUUCCAGAUUGCUUUAUCUAUGACCUGUCUGCUGUUGUGAUGCAUCAUGGGAAAGGAUUUGGCUCUGGACACUACACUGCCUAUUGCUAUAAUUCAGAAGGAGGGUUCUGGGUUCACUGCAAUGAUUCCAAGCUCAACAUGUGCACUAUGGAAGAAGUAUGCGAGGCCCAGGCCUACAUCUUGUUUUAUACCCAACGAGUUACUCAGGCAAAUGGACAUUGUAGAGUUUCAGCUCUUGACUGCCCAUCUGGAAAACAGCCAAAUACUGAGGUUAAUUGUUCCAGUUCAGACAGUAACAGCUAAUCCAAAGCCAAUUUACUAUGUACAGUACAAGUCUGCUAGUUGUCACUUGUACAUGUAGUAAGAUGUGCAGUAUUGUAAAUGUAUCUGUUCAUACCCUUUUGUACUGGCUAAAAAAAUUGUUUGGGGGAAACUGUUUAGUAUAAAUACUUGAUAUUGAUGGUAGGUAAUUUCCAAAAUGACUAGGAUGUCUCUAUAGCUAUUUUUUUUAAAGAAAAUUGCAAUUUGAAUUUUUAAAUCUUACCUCAAGCUGCUUUUCAGCAUUUUUAUAUUUUGAUAUUUUGGUGUAGAAAACAUAGAUGAGAAAUUUUGGUGAGCAACUUGUGUAAUCCUGGGUUUUUUAUAAAAGUUGUGCAUUUUAUACCAUGUUUGUUGAAGUACUAGUCAUUGCAGGCAUAUGUCUUGCUUCCACAGAAUUAAAAAAAUGAUGGGAUCAAAAGUAAAAACAUUUUCCCAUGUCUGUUUAAAAUUUACUUUCCCCUCUGAACUGAAGAGUCCAACUGAGAGCAGGGUACAACUUUUCUUCAUCCUUGUACUUGGUAAACUAUAUUAUCUGCUCAUUCACCAAGUCCUGGGGAAAACCAACAGGAGAUUGUGUCUUUUCUCAGCGUAUGCAACUGCAUAGUACUAGGGCUGAAUAGCUGGCAAAUUGAAGUGAUUUAACCCUCUCUGAGACAAACUAUGUUGUCAAUAAAGCACCCCAAAUCUGA
Rhineura floridana is the source of this 3501-nucleotide messenger RNA. It is a transcript of the gene USP44, whose product is annotated as ubiquitin specific peptidase 44. Gene Ontology annotation, biological process: protein deubiquitination. The record is from RefSeq and is a predicted model, not a curated record. Lineage: Eukaryota; Metazoa; Chordata; Lepidosauria; Squamata; Rhineuridae. Gene Ontology annotation, molecular function: zinc ion binding; cysteine-type deubiquitinase activity. Gene Ontology annotation, cellular component: cytoplasm. The coding region runs from base 656 to 2794 and encodes 712 amino acids. The transcript has 6 exons.